Molecule: messenger RNA, 2514 nt
Organism: Musa acuminata subsp. malaccensis (wild Malaysian banana)
Lineage: Eukaryota; Viridiplantae; Streptophyta; Magnoliopsida; Zingiberales; Musaceae
Source: RefSeq, a predicted model, not a curated record
UCAAAACCCUACAUAUCAAUAGCCCUAUCGGUCGAGUCCGCCGUUCCACCGCGAUGGCGAGGGACGAGAAGAAACGAAAGAAGAAGAGCCCUCAACUUCGUCCGGAUGGCGACGCAAUCGACGAAGACGUCAAGAUCAAGAAGAAGAAUAAUAAGCACAAGAAGCCUAGGCUUCCGACGCCGCCGCCGGUGACGGUGGCUGUGGAGGAAGAAGACCUAGGCGAUAACAAGAAGGGUAAGAAGAAGAAGAAUAAGAGGAAGGCCCGGCAGGAGAACUGCAACGCCCGAGAGAUCGAUGAUGUGGAGCAUAUGGGGGAGAAAGAGAGUAAGGAGAGCAAAAGUGAGAAGAAUAGCCUCAUCACUGACGCUCGAUUCGCGGCGGCGCACUUCGAUCCACGGUUCCAGCGGAUGCCGAAGCGUGAGUCGAAGGUCGUCAUCGACUCCCGCUUCACGCGGAUGUUCUCGGACAAGAAUUUUGAUACCUCUGCCGCACCUGUGGACAAGAGGGGGAAGCGGAAGAAGGGGAAGGCUGUGAACCCCCUCCUCCAUUAUUAUCUGCAACAGGAGGACGAGGAGGAGAACCACCAGGUGAACGAAGGUAGCGCCAAGGUGCAGAGGGAAGAGAGUUCACCGCGGCGCCUGAUGGAAGGGAGCGGGAGCGAGUCCGAGGUGGAGUUUUCAGCUGAGGAGGAGGAGAAGGGUAGUGACGAUGAUGAGGAGGAGCAAAGUUCUGCUUCUAGCAGUGAUGAGAGUGGUUCUACGGAUGAUGAUCACUCAGUGAAUAGUGACAUUUGCCGAUAUCUGUUGGCUAGUCAUGAGGAUACACCUGUAAUAGACAGUGAAACUCACAGACUUGCAGUUGUUAAUAUGGACUGGGACCAUAUUAAGGCUGUUGAUAUAUAUGUUGUGAUGAGUUCAUGUCUCCCAAAGGGUGGAAAUAUUUUGUCAGUUUCUAUCUAUCCGUCUGAGUUUGGGCUCAAAUGCAUGGAAAUUGAAGCAGUUAAUGGACCAUCUGGUCUCUUUGAUGACAGCGACGACCAUAGUGAGGAUGAUUCUGAUAUUGACAAUGAAAAGUUGCGUAAUUAUGAGUUGAACAAGCUAAGGUAUUGUUAUGCUGUUGUAAUUUGUGAUUCAAGUGCUACCGCCAGUCAUAUUUAUAAAACUCUCGAUGGCACUGAGCUUCUGAAAACGUCAAAUGUUUUUGAUCUACGAUUCAUUCCUGAUUCUAUGGAAUUCAAGCAUCCUCCUCGUGAUGUCACCACAGAGGCACCAACAAGCUACAAGGAGCCAGCCUUCCAAACUCGUGCCUUGCAACAUAGCAAAGUGAAACUAACCUGGGAAGAGGAUGAGCCAGAGCGUAAAAAGGUAUUAAGACAGAAGUUCAAUCCAAAUCAGCUGGAUGAGUUGAAUGAGUAUCUAGGUUCUAGUGGAGACAGUGAUGAAGAUGAUGAGAAUGAUCAAGUAGAUGAUGAUGAGAAUAAUGACCCAUCAGCAUUGCCCAAUGGUGAAGUUAAAAAGCGCAAGGGAAUUGAAGAGUUAAGAGCUCUUCUAUUAUCACAAAAUGAUUCUGAUGGAGACAAGAGCGAUGAUAAAGAUUUGGAGAUCACAUUCAAUACGGAGUUGGAGGACCUAAGCAAGCGGAUCUUCGAGAAGAAGGACAAAAAAUCAGAAACAGUUUGGGAAGCAGUGCUUAGAAAGAGAAGUGAAAAGAAGAAAGCUAGGAAGAGUAGGUCCAAGUACUCCGAGGAUGAUAGUAGUGAUUAUGAUGCUGAAGAGGCACCUGACCAAACUGAUGAUUUCUUCAUCGACGAACCCGGGGAUACUGAACCCAAGGUUGGCAAGAAAAGGAGCAAGGCCCCGUCAAAUAAAAGAGGCAAAGAUGAUAGAGGGAGAGAUGAUCUGCGAGAUUUGGAUAGGGAACGUGAAGCAAGUAGAGCUGAGCUUGAGUUGUUGUUGACUGACGACCAAGGUCCGAACACAGGUCCUAAAGGCUAUAACCUGAAGCCCAAGAAGGUUAAAGGCAAGAAAGGAAAACAAGUUCACGAGGAGGGCAAGUUACCGGAUGUAGAUGUUAGCAAUGAUCCAAGAUUCUCUGCCCUUUUGGCAUCUCAUCUGUAUUCCUUGGACCCAACCGAUCCACAGUACAAAAGGAGUGCUGCGUUUGUCAGGCAACGUGUUGAAAAGCAGAAAAAGGGUGCAGGGAAAGUUGGCACCCGUCAUGAAGAUUUUUCUGUAUCUGGACAAGAUAUUGAUGUCGUUCCAGGAAAAGAAGAGGCUGUGUCUUCCGAGUCAUUACCUCAAGAAAAGAAUGACUUCUUGUCCACUGUUAGAUCGCUAAAAAGAAACGCCAGUAGCUUAAAAAACCAAUCCAAAGUGCGGAUGAGAUGAAAUUUUGUAACAUAGGUCGAACAUUUUUUAUCUGCCAGAAAUUACGAGAUGUUUGGGUUUUGUAAAAGUAUAGAGCUUUGGAUUAUAAAAUAUUUUUCUGGCUGAGCUGAAGGCCAUGUUUAAAUUA